Cyanistes caeruleus (blue tit) is the source of this 1116-nucleotide messenger RNA. NCBI's taxonomy places the organism in Eukaryota, Metazoa, Chordata, Aves, Passeriformes, Paridae. The record is from RefSeq and is a predicted model, not a curated record.
CUGCCCGCAGACCCUGUAGAACCCUAUAAAAGGUGUGUUAAUAAUAGAAAUAAACGGCAUUCACAAUUACUUCUGUUAAGACUGGUGAACAGCUCGGGGGUCUUUCAACACCAAACUAUGUUGAGAUGGAAGAGAAGAAAAAGCCCCAGAGAUGCCGCACAAGGAGGGUCUGCAAAUCCAGUCCAGGGAGCUCCGAGGAGGAAAGAUCCCCCCAGUGCCAGGAACACGGCCAGAGAUCCAGCCGGAGCUCAGAGCAGGAGGAAAAGCCCCACAAGUGCUUGGAAUGUGGGAAGGGUUUCAGGUGGAGCUCCCAACUGAUCCAGCACCAGGUGAUUCACACUGGGGAAAAGCCCUACGAGUGUGGGAAAUGCGGGAAGAGCUUCACCAACACAGCUUACCUGAUGAAACACCAGGUGAUCCACACUGGGGAACGGCCGUAUGAGUGUGGGAAAUGUGGGCAGAGCUUCAGAAGUAUCUCUGACCUGAUGACACACCAGGUGAUCCACACAGGGGAACGGCCCUACACCUGCUUGGAAUGUGGGAAGAGCUUUGGGUGGAGCUCCUACCUGAGGGCACACCAGCUCAUCCACACUGGGGAGAGGCCCUUCGAGUGUCCCGAGUGUGGGAAGAGGUUUCAGCGCAGCUCUGAUGUUCUCAAACAUGAGCGGAUUCACACAGACGAGAGGCCCUUCCGCUGCCCCGACUGCGGGAAGAGCUUCCAGUACAACUCCACCCUCACCGUUCACCGGCGCAUCCACACUGGGGAGAGGCCCUACGAGUGUCCCCAGUGUGGGAAGAGCUUCUCACAGAGCUCUAACUUGACCCAACACCAACGGAGGCACCAGUAAGGGAAGCCCUGCGAGGGCCCCGAGUGCGGGAAGAGCGUCGGGCGCUGCUCCAGCUCCAUCCCCCAUGGGAGGAGGGGCGUUGGAUGAUCCCCAGUGACCCCCGUUGGGCAGAGCCCUGGUGAUCCGUGGUCCUGGUGAUGCGUGUUGGGAAGACACCUGGCUGGGAGGCUCCACAUCUUCCUGGCUCCCUGUGGGCGCCUGGAUGAAAGCAGGGGAAUGAAAAUCCAACAGGACACAGAAUGACAGUGGGAAUUGUUGACUUUGAAUC